Messenger RNA from Toxorhynchites rutilus septentrionalis, 12978 nucleotides. It is a transcript of the gene rut, whose product is annotated as Ca(2+)/calmodulin-responsive adenylate cyclase. The coding region runs from base 1081 to 7476 and encodes 2131 amino acids. Gene Ontology annotation, molecular function: adenylate cyclase activity. Gene Ontology annotation, cellular component: plasma membrane. NCBI's taxonomy places the organism in Eukaryota, Metazoa, Arthropoda, Insecta, Diptera, Culicidae. The record is from RefSeq and is a predicted model, not a curated record. The transcript is spliced from 14 exons. Gene Ontology annotation, biological process: cAMP biosynthetic process; adenylate cyclase-activating G protein-coupled receptor signaling pathway; intracellular signal transduction.
CUCGAAUCGUUAGCUGUGCUUUGGUUACGGUCUUCGGCAGAUAAAACAUUGGGAGAAAUUUUUUCAGCUUUAAGUGUACAUAAGUUUUGGGCUGUCUUUUUGUGUUUGUUCUGCAACCAACAAGAAAUCGUGAAAAGUCUGUGAAAAGUGAGUGUUGGAUAGAGAAAUGUAGUGCUAGAAAGCGUUUAGUUUAUGUGUUUAAAACGGGCAAAGAAAGUUUCCAAAUCAAAAUCGAAGUGUGCUCUGACCGAGAGAUGCUGCACCGAUCGAUGUGUGUGAUUUUGGGUGCUAUGCAAAUUCAUGGAAAAGGUGUUUGAAUAAUUGAACAACUGAAUGGAACAUCGAUUUGGUCCAGGCCGAAAGUUAACCGACGCCAGCGACGUCUGUGUCGGGAAUUGGCACCACACCACCCCACACACAUUGAGGAACCACUGCAUUAUUGUUAUUGUUAUACAGAGUGUUGUGUUGCGCGCCCAUGUGUCACAGUCCCGAAGGCAGCGCGCGUUCGUCGGAAGUCUGAAGUGUGGUGUCGCAUCGUAUUGUUGUGAAGCAGCAGAAGAAGCAUGGAUUUGUUCCAUAGCUUGCAUGUGCUUUCAGUGCAGUUCGGUGUGUGACGGGUGCGAGAAGCGGGUUUGAGAGUUCUCAGUAAACGAAAAAAAGCAAAUGCAACAGCAGCAGUAGCAGCAAACGGAAGGUGUGCUUUCGAGGAAAAGUGUGAUUCGAUUGAAGGUGAAAAAAAGUGAUUUGAAUUUUUGUUUCAUCUUUUCGUUGGGAAGAAAAAAAAAGUGGAAAAAGUGUUGAGAUGUGCAAAGCAGAGACAGUGCCGUGGAGCAGAAGUAGUCGCCUUUGGAUGUGAGGUUAUGUUUGGAAACCGGUGCGGCGGCUUCCUUUUGUUUGGAGAAGUUGUCAGAAUUGUUUGUUUUUGGUGAAUAGAACAAUAACCAGUAUUCGACGGAACCGAGUGUUAUUAUUCCUGUGCGACUGGAACUGAUCCGCUGCCGACAGCUUGGGAACCUUUGGACGGAUCGCGCUAGAUCCAUCAAUCUCUCCAACCUGGACUCGUGAGCCGGCAUCGCCACCAUGGAUCACGCGGUUCAUGCGGCCCGAGGAAGACCAUGGAACAAGCUACGCUUCGAGAACAACGAGCUAGAAUGUCUGUACCAGCGAUACACGCUCAAACUGCAGCGGUUCUCCGUAACCGGAGUGGUCGCCCUGCUGGUGGUCCUCUGUGGGGUCAUGGCGGGGCUCAGCCUCGGCUACAACCAGGCUCCGACGUUACAUAACGUCUACAACUCCUUCAUGUGCCUACUGUUUUCGGUGAUCCUCGCGCUGCUCCAGUUCCGACUGAUCCGCGACUCCCACCUGCCCUAUCUCUGCUACGGAAUUCUGUUCUUCACGGCGGCCUUCUGCUUCAUCUCGAUGCCCACCGUCGGGAUAGUGUUCCCGGUGGACACGCGCGAGGUGAUGGCCGAAGGCGUUUGGCAGAUUGUGUUUGUGGUGUUCCUGGCGUACGCCAUGAUGCCCCUGCACAUCUGGGAAGCGGUGCUGUUCGGCAUUAUUCUACCGUCGAUCCAUGUGGGGCUGACCGGGUACAACAUCUACAACGAGAACUUUCAGUAUCUCGCCUUUCAGCAGCUGGCGGCAAACAUCGUCAUCUUCGUGGGCGUCAACGUGGCCGGCCUGGUGGUGAACGUGAUGAUGGAACGGGCCCAGCGGCGGGCCUUUCUCGACACUCGCAACUGCAUCGCUGCUCGACUCGAGAUGGAGGAUGAAAACGAGAAGCUCGAGAGGCUGCUACUUUCGGUGCUUCCGCAGCACGUGGCGAUGGAGAUGAAGAACGAUAUCCUGUCGCCGGUGGAGGGUCAGUUCCACAAGAUCUACAUCCAGAAGCACGAGAACGUGAGUAUUCUGUUCGCGGACAUCGUUGGCUUUACGGUGUUGGCAUCGCAGUGUAGCGCUCAGGAGCUGGUGCGACUGCUGAAUGAGCUGUUUGGGCGGUUCGAUCAGUUGGCCCACGAUAACCACUGCCUGCGGAUAAAGAUUCUGGGCGAUUGCUAUUACUGUGUGUCGGGCAUUCCGGACCCGAGGGCGGAUCACGCGAGAUGUGCCGUCGAGAUGGGCCUGGAUAUGAUCGAUGCCAUCGCCUCGGUUGUGGAACAGACCGAUGUCAUUCUCAACAUGCGUGUUGGCAUCCACUCGGGCCGGGUGCUGUGUGGGGUGCUAGGGCUCCGGAAGUGGCAGUUCGAUGUGUGGUCGAACGAUGUGACCCUGGCGAACCACAUGGAGAGUGGAGGUGAACCGGGUCGCGUUCAUGUGACUCGUGCCACGCUCGAUGCCCUUGGGGGAGAGUAUGAGGUGGAAGCGGGUCACGGAGAUACGCGAGAUUCGUAUCUGCGGGAUAACCAGAUUGAUACCUAUUUCAUUGUGCCGCCAGCGCACCGGAGAAAGCCUCUCAUGCUCAACACGCUCGGAGUGCGAUCGGCACUGGGAGCCGCAAACCGGCGGAAGUUGUCCUUCCGAAACGUCUCCAACGUGGUCGUUCAGCUGCUGCAUACCAUCAAAUACUCGGUGCCGGUGCCGUUCUCCCACAUGGCCACCACUGGUUCUCCCUAUCCCGGUGGAGGAGGCAGCGGACCUUCCGGAGCUUCAGGGCCAGGCGGUGGUAAUAGCGGAAGUGGUGGCGGCGGCGCUGGAUUGUUCCUCGACAAAAAUGCCCGAAAGGUGCACUUUCUGCAGGGUGUCCUGCACGCUGGCCCGUAUCAAGCCGGGGCAGGAGAGAACGCCGGUCUGAUGGGCGACGGCCGCGGCGGUGGCGGUGGCGGCAGAUGCGGUCCGGCUGGGGGUGGCGCCUCCUGUUUGAGCGAUUCCUCUCAGUACGAUACGGAUUCCGCCACGCUAAAAAACAAGGUGACGGACAAGUUCAAGCGACCGUUCAAGAAGCGUCACUCCAGCGUGUACCACCAGCCCUCGAACCGGGUCAACAAGUUCCUAUCGCAGGCGAUCGAGGCGCGCAGCGUCGACCGGGAGAAGUCGGUGCACGUAAAGCGCAUCACGCUGCAGUUCCGCGAGAAGGAAAAGGAACGCCAGUACCAUCAGGAUUUCGAUCUCGGGUUCACCACCGCCAUGGGGUGCAGCCUGCUGUUGUUGAUUCUGAGUGCGGGACUUCAGAUCUCGGCCCUGCCACGUACCCUCAUAUUGCUGCUGCUCUUUCUGACGGCUUUCAUAUGGAUAAGUUCGAUACUGAUGCUGCUGUUGGCGGUGAGGCUGAAGUGGAUCUUCUGGGAUCUCUCGCAGAGUUUCUCGCUGCGGCUGGCCAUCACCAUUUUCACCAUCGUGCUGCUGUAUUCCGUCGGUCAGGUUAAUGUGUUCACAUGCCUCUCGGAUCAUCCGUGUACGACCAACUUCACCACCAAGACUGUUCCGGAUCUGCACCAUCACCAUGACGCCUCUUCAUCCGUGCUUGCUUCGCACGAGACGAAUGUUCCAUUCCCGGUGGACGGUGGAAUGCCAUCGGCGGCGGCCGCACCGGGUGCCGCAGUGCUCAAUCAUUACGCCCACCGGAAGUGUGCCCUGCCUCAGUACAUCUCACUGUCGGCUGCCUUCUCUUUCCUAACCGUGUCCAUCUUUUUGAGGCUUCCGAUAAUGGUGAAAACCUGCUUGGUCACCCUGAUGGGUACUAUGUACUGUCUCUUCAUCGAGCUGUCCCACACGAACAUCUUCGACUGCUACGACCAGCGGGUGGAGUCGGCGAUCCCGCUGCACACCAUCUCGCUGGCGCGGAUCAUCAUCUUCAUGAUUGCCAUCCUGGCCCACGGGAGACAGGUCGAGUGGACGGCCCGGCUGGAUUUCCUCUGGCAGCUGCAGGCUUCCCAGGAGAAGAAGGAGAUGUCGGUGCUGCAGCAAUCGAACCGAAGGAUCCUGUACAACCUGCUGCCGUCGCAUGUGGCGUCUCACUUCCUGGACAACCAGUUCAGCCGGAACAAUAUGGGUACGCUCGGGGCCAACCAGGAUCUGUAUCAUCAGAGCUACUGCAAGGUGGGGGUGAUCUUCGCCAGUGUGCCCAACUUCCACGAGUUCUACACGGAGCUGGACGGAUCGAACCAGGGCGUGGAGUGUUUGCGGCUGCUCAACGAGAUCAUAGCGGACUUCGACGAGUUGCUGUGCGAGGAACGGUUUCAGGCGAUCGAUAAGAUCAAAACGGUGGGGAGUACCUACAUGGCGGCGGUUGGCCUGAUUCCGGACUUCAAGAUGCUGCCCAACGACCAGAACUCGGCCCGGAAGCUGAUGACGGCGUUGAUUGAUUUCGUGAAGGCGAUGCGGGUCACGCUGAAGAACAUCAACGAGAACUCGUACAAUAACUUCAUGCUGAGGGUGGGGGUUAACGUGGGGCCGGUGGUGGCUGGGGUUAUCGGAGCUAGGAAGCCCCAGUACGACAUCUGGGGUAAUACGGUUAACGUGGCGAGCAGGAUGGACUCGACCGGUAUUCCUGGGUAUACUCAGGUGACACAGGAGGUUAUCGAGAGUCUACAGGGAAGUCACUUUGAGUUCCGGUGUCGAGGGCAGAUCAAGGUUAAGGGUAAAGGGGACAUGGUGACGUACUUUUUGUGUGAACAGAACGAAAAUCUGCUGAACGGAGGGUUGGCUGGGAUGGGAGGAAUGGGCAGCAGCGUGAUCGUUAUGGGGGGUGGCGGGAAUGGAACGAUGGGAAGGGAUAAGCAAGCACCUGUGCCGAAUAUCAUUUCAAAUUAUCAAACCGAUAGCUUCCACCAUUUGAACAUCACCAGUGUUGGUGGUAGUCAGCAGGGAUGCUUCCAAACGCAAGCUGCAGUUUUGCAGCCCCAAAGUUACUACAUGAAGUGUUCCGAUAUGGACAGUGGAAGUAUGAAAAACACAAAAUGGCAGCUGGGGAAUGAUAGUUACUCGAAGAAAGAAAGCUAUAACUUCUUGGAGAGUCCAAAUUUGUUGCAUCAACAAACGCCAACCGGUCAGCACCAUUUCCCUCAGCAACAGCAGCAGCAGCAGCAUCAACAGCAAUCACAAAUGAAAGCUGCUUACAAGCACAAUAACAUUAACAACAACCACAUAAACGCUGGCUUUCUUGGAAACCAUAACCUGUCGAAAAAUGGCAAUAAUAACAACUACAGUAAACGUAAUGACUACCAUCAACCGACAGGACAGCACCAAUCAAAUUAUAAUAUACGGGAAAACUUCAACAUUAUUGAGAAUCCUAGUGUGAAAGACAUAGACGAGAACAAUUUCAAUAAAUCGAACCAUAGUGGACAUAAGGUGAGAAAUAAGAACCACCAUCAUCACCAUCACCACCACCAUCGGCACGAUGGCAGUGGAUCCAAUCACAUCGCGGCCAGUCGGGGAGCUUACGUGACUGCUUCCGAGAACGAACCCCUGCUUGGCUCCGGAAUGGUGGGAAAUGCAGUCAUUAAACCCAUCCAACAGAUCCAACAAAUCCCUAAAUACGAACCGCCACGGUAUGCUACCGGGAAUGCGUCCUUCGCUCAUCCGACCAAUAAUAACACCAACUACAACUUCCCCGUCAUAUCGAACUAUCAUCACCAACAAGCCGCUGCAGCCACCCGUCAGCACCAGCUCUACCAGCAACAACAACAGCAGCAACAGCUACUCAAGCAGUACAUCAAACCCCUUCCCAAGCUGCCCCACGAGUUUGACGAAUCCCGUGAUAUGUCCUCGACGGACGACCUCAGCUCGCGGCCCCGCUCUCCGUCGGUAAGUUCCUCCGACGAAAGUUACUCCAAGACUACGGAAGGGGGCGAGGAGGAAGACCUCGCCGAACGGUCGCCACUACCACCACAUGGUGGCGGCGCCGCCUACUUCAACAACUUCAACAACCCGCUCCAGUAUCUCUACCCGGGGGACAUCCAGGUGGACCCGACGUCGACAUCGUCCCCGAAGCUCAGCCCCAUUGACUUCUCCAACAUGAAGGACUUCGAGGUUACCACGACGGCCGAGACGAAAUCCUCCGUUCCGAACAAGGGCGAAUCGUGUACGAGCUUCGAGUUUCAGGACCGGGGCAGUAGUGGAAGUGGUUCGACGCCGGCUGCGCCCGGCGGCUUCCCAAAGUCGGCCUUCGAGCGGGAGCUGCAGCGAAGGAUGGCCGAAUCGCAGUCGAGACCGAUGCUGGCUGCAUCGGCUGCCGCUGUAAGCAAUAAUAACUCCUCUGUGGACCAUCCACAGCAGCAGCAGCUACAAAUGGAUCAAUGUCAACAACAGCAGACGCAGUCGCAGCAUCACCAUCAUCAUCACCUUCCGGUGCGGAGAGACUCACUGGAAAAGGUGAAGAACGUGAACAAUCUGCUGCUGGCGAAGCACCCGGGAACGCUGGAAGCGAUCAAGGAGGCUACGCGGAACAAGAAUCCCUCCGAAUCGAGUCAUAUGCAAACCUCGGACACGGAAUCGUGCGAAAUCAUCCACGACUACCGGACGCGAACGGGAUCCAUGGAGAGCAGGCAUCACCCUCAUCAUCACCACCACAAUCACAACUCGCUGACACAGUCGCCAAGACUGCACAACCGGAACCACCAUCACCAUGCGCCGGCGCCGCACCAUUUGUCGCAGCAAAAACAACUCCAGCAGCAGCACAGUGUAUCGAAAAAAUCCUCCAACGAGACUUCCUCAAAUAUCGAGGCGGAUGAGGACCUGCGGCUGUCGAAUGAGGCCGUUUACCGGGGGCGAGGACGGGACUCGGAUGAUAUGCUUGAUGACGACGAACCGGAUGGGGUAGAAGAGGAGGAAGUUGAAGAGGAGGAAGAAUCGGAGGAUGACGAUGAGAAUGAGGAAGAAGAGGAGGAGGAGGAAGACGAGGAAGAAGAGGACGAUGAAAAUCGUCCACAGCAGCAGCGGAUGGAGGGAGGACGACGGAGGUUGGGGGCCACCGCUGGUGGUGGGAUGGGGCGAGAACGAAGAAGGAGCAAUUCGGAUGCGGUUACGCGGAACUAUAUUUCCGAUGAACUGAAGUACGGUGCGGGACACAAUCGACCCGGGUGGGAACGGGAUCAUAACAGUAGUAGUCAUCACAAUAAUAGCCAUAGUUCGCAUCACAACCACCAGUCGCUAGAUUCGAACCCAGUGGAAAGUCAGUCGGAGUGGAGCGAUGACGAGUGUCGGGAGGAGGCGACCGGCGGUGCCGAGAGCACCGGCUACAUCACUGACGAACCCGGCCUGGAGAAUAUCUCUCUGCUGAACGAGGCCGGUCUGACGGACGCCGAGGGUGCUUUGUCGGACGUGAACUCGCUCUACAACGCACCGGACGUGGAUGACACUUCGAUAUCGUCCCGUGCCAGCAGUCGGCUGCUGAGCCUGGACUCGCUGAGUGGACUGUAUGACUGUGAUUUGGACUCGAAGCACGAGAUGGCCAUCGUGAGCGUGUCGCACAAGAUAAGCAGUAAGUUUGGGGGGCCAGGCACGACGACGACGGCAACGGGAAAUUCUUCCAUCGGGUGAGGUUCGCUUGGAGCCGGCAGUUGCGGUAGCCACCAUAGUGGUCCCGCAUCCGUCGGUCGAGUCAGUAGUGGUACUGGUACAAGCAAUCCUACCCAGGAGGGACAGGACGAUGAGCCCAGGAAGGACUGUAAAUAGGGUGAGCAGGUUGUGCGAACAGACAGAAUCGUUGAAGUUAGAUAGUAUUGCUUUAAAGGAAAAUGUGAUUAUAAAGGGGUGAACGGUGGAAGCUUUUGACGCGUUGGUAGAGCUCACUUCCCCAUUUUGUGUGCUAUAUAAAAAGGAUGCAUUUGUAUGAUUAUGUUAAUAGAGAAGAACUACAUUUUGUUAUAUUAGUUUAUUCUUGUUGGUUAAAAAUUAGUCUACGAAUUGAAUUCAGUGGCACAUAAUCUAGUACUGCAAAAUGGCGCAAUCUUUUUUCGACCAAUUAAAUGGCAAUCUUGCGUUCAAGUUUUUUCACUUGCAUACAAUCUAUGGUCAGUUGUCAGAUGCUGCACUCAGUUUCAUAUGUUCUUCAGUUUAGGAAAUACAAAGUUUCUUUUCAAACAACCAAUACUCGCUUAACUUUUCAAAAGGUCCUAAGUAACAAAUGUAAACCGAUUAAGUUUAUCAACGCAUUUAAUUAUGCAAGUAACUGUGCACACCAUACUUAAACAAACAUCCCGAUUAAUGGUUUUAAAAUUAUGAAAAUUCAAUACAAACAUACCAUCUUAUGGCCAAAUGCAUAUCAUACAUGUUCCACUGUUAUAUAAAACGUUUGCUUACGGUGGUCUGAAGUGCACUGAGAGAAAUAAUUAGUAAAUAUAACGAUUUUUUUGGUAAAUACUACCAAUCUAUAGUCAUUUUCGACCGUACUAAUAAACACAUAUGUCAAGCAGAACCAUGAUUCGGAAGCCCAAUAUCGGCUACAUCAGAAUUAUAUCCUUAUUAUACCUCCGUAUUGCCUUAUGGGAACAAUGAAAAUGGUUAAUACGCGCUUUUCUCACCAAUUUUCAGAUAUGACAAUAUCCAAGCUUACUAAUGUUAUCGAGUAAAAUAUACUAAUCUCUGGUAGGGAUGCGGGUUUGUUGACAAUAUGUACAAGAAAUUUGUACAUUCUACUAAUUUUGCAUUACCAAAUGUAUUUAGUAGUUUUCGACCGAGGAUUUUUCUAAGGGUGCUAUAAAAACAACAGCGCUGCAAGUUUGACAGUUUUACCGGCUCAUUCUAUUACGCGGUACUUUGAGGAAGUUUGCAAGUUCUGCAUGACUACAAUUCACACCUUCGUUACAGACAAAGAUUUACUAUCUGGAGAACAGUUCAAACUAGAUUUUCGCCAACAGUACAAUCCGAAAAAGACUGUUUUAAGUCUGGUUAAAUGCGACUGGAAAGAAGAACUGUACUUGAAAAUGUUUUGUUAUAUAAUUUUGAAACUCAAUAGAGUCAGGAAAAAAACUUUUUUGUUUCCGACAAGUGUUCACUUUAUCUAGUGCAAGCUUCUAACAAAGUAUCAACGUUUUGGGUCUCUAAAUGUUCGUUAAAUUUCUGGCAACGGUAUUACUAAAGCACAUCAUGUCAUUUUUGAUGAAAGUCUAGGAAGCUAUAACAAUUAUGUAAUAUGGCGUCAAAAUUCUUUGUUUGAAUCUUGGAGAAAUUGACGUUUUCCAACCAGAACAAUUCCACAUUGAAAGGUAUGUUAGAAGAAUACUUCAUUCAUAACCCAUAACUCACUAAAUUAAUUACAAUAAAUCUUUUACUCGUUCCGACUGAUUCCAGUUACCAUUCCAACGUGUGCAAAUGUUCACUCCGUUGGAUCCAUUUUCUUUGAAUCUUUAAAUAAGCCAAAAUCCAGUGGACGAUACACCGUUGAAAUUUCCGAGAGAGUGACGCUGGACUGCAAGGUUUCGAACGUAAAUACCUCUUUAUCGGCUGAAUGGAGUGGUAUAAUGCUAACUUCAUUCGAAAGAUAGAAUGUCAAAGAGUUAUAUGAUUGUCACUUAUUGGUCUAUAACAUCGUUUUAAUAGCUUCAAAAUUGCUUUGAAAACAGGAUAUUGAAAUCAUAACAAUCUAGCUCAUUGAUGAUGAUUGCUUUUGUGAUAAUCGGAAUGUGUUCCCGAACACGGAGGCAAAAUCAAGGCAGCUGGAGAAACCGUCAUCGCGAAACAUGCAGGCUGUGAUUUUUUUUACUCGCUUGCAAAUGCGCUCGAGCAAAGUAAUAUUUGCGCAUUCGGUUCCCAUAAUGCAAUCGUAUCCAAGAGUAUCUGUUUCCCUUCUGCUAUUCUCACGAGAACAAAAUAGAAUUAUGUAUCAAACUUCAUCAGUAGCUUUUGCAAAGCCACGCAAACCAAACGGUUCUUUUCUGGACCACCAACAAGUUCGAAAUAGUUGAAUUUCAUGUUAAUAACAACUGCAUACUCAUACUCAUCCACUCACACACUAACAAGGAAAACUUUCAACAAUCUUUAGAAAUAAUUAUUCAUUCAUUCAUUCAUUGAUUAUUGAUUCAGAUGAAAUUUUAAACAAAUGAUUCCAGAGCCAGUGGUAGUCCUACGUCUACCUUGGGGUUAUAUCACUGAUAUAACCCACUUCUGGUUUUUAUUAUUAUUAUCUCGGAUAUUAUUUUAGAAUGCAUUGAACUGCCAAAACUCUUUUUUGAAAGAUUUGAUGGCCCUGAAAAGCGCCGUGUUUUAUGGAAUGGUUCCAAUUUAAAAAAAACUUUGUAAACUCGUGGUUUUGAGAAGAAGAAAAAAACAUUUUGAACGCCCUCGAUGCCUUGUUCCGGAUGCUAGUUGGUGUUGCUGCGAAAAUCGUAAUGUGUUAUAGGAGCGAAGCAGUUUGUGUAAUAAACAAACUUUUUGUUACCGCUCUCUGCUGGCGUUUUGCGAUCGCGUUGGCCAAUCGCCACUCGAUGCAAAUAGUUGUCGCCUUGAUGAACAUUUCUGAACAUUUCAGUUCAUUCGUUUCUAGCCUUGAGACAGGCCCUCUGCGGAAACUCCUCUACACUCAUGCCUUUAGGAAGGCAUUCGAUUCCUCGCCGUCUAGCUAGUCCAGCAAACGAUGCUCACAAGCCGAAUGUUUCACAAAGAAUGAUGUUUUUGGGAAGCAACAGCCAAAUUUAUUUCAUUCGACUGGCCGUGAAAUCACAAGAUGGAGUGCUUGUAUCCAAAUUAUAUUCCGCUGUUACUCUAGUUGCUCCUUUUGGUCGGACCCAUUUGAGGAGCACAAAUUGAACUAAUCAAAAGGAGAUACAGAGCGCGUUUGGACAAAUUUCACAAUUAUUCAAUUGUUCAUCUCAAGAAAAAAUAAUAUUAUUCAUUGUGAUAGAUGCGUACAAAUAUUUCUUAUCAUUCGAUGUAAACGACGAUUAUUGCGAUCUAUUGAGAAAUGGUCGAGUGCAAAGCGUUCGAAAUCUUCCAUUUUUCCUACAGUUCAGUGCCUUGAUUUUCCUUUUACCCCCUAUAUCUCCGGUUAGACGUAGUCCUACGUCAAAAAUCUGCAACGAUUCACGAUCAUCUUGAGAUUGUUUGUACUCAACCUGCACAGGAAGAAAGGCGUACGAACGCCACUUCACGGUGAAAAUGAAAUGAAAUAACCUCGCAUCUGCGAACAGAAAACAGUCGCUGGGGGUCAGAUCUGGAGAAUACGGUGAAUACGGAAGCAAUUUGAAGCCCAAUUCAUGCAAUUUUACAAUCAAUACACGAAACUCGAAUUUUUCCAUUUCUUGACAAUAACAAAAGUUGGUUCACUCUCAAUGCUGUAACUCACGAACCAAUCGACCGAUUGUUGUCAAAUUUUGACACGUAUCAAUUGGAAGAUGGUGCUUUGUGAUAGUCAAGUAGAUUUUUGCAAGAGGCGCCACCUAGACGUCAACCUUAUGAACUUUUCAGCCGAACUGUUACAUUGCUUACAUUGUUUGUACAAGAAAUUUUAAAAUUUUGUUUACGUCCUAAAGUUUUACAAGACCAACACUUUUACAAACUAUUCCGUCAUCCUUUACUCAUGAUUUUCUCUGGAUUUAAAAUUUGUUAGACAGGUCCUGUUGAAAAGUUAUACGAGAAUUGUGAUCAAUGAAAAUAUAUAAAAUUGAUCAAUUGGAAAGUCGUAGAAAUUUCACAUUGCAGUAUGAUUAGAAUUGAUUAAGAGUACACAUUUGUUUUUUGUACGUAUUUGUUUUGGUAUCGAAUAAAUUUAAACAGUAAAUCGAAGAAAAGCAAAAGUAACGCCAAGUGAAUAUGGAAUGUGAUAUGUACUGAAAAUAGUUGUCGUAAAGCUUGCUUCGAGGCUUCGGGGGAAAAGAGACGAAUCUUCAUCCGAUUGAUUCACAGUCAGGAAGUUCACUCCACUGUAAACGGAUAGAUUCCUACACAAUUGCAAUAGUCAGUCAGUAGAGGAAGAGGAAAAACAAACGAAAGCGAAUCUAAACCAGUUUUUGAACGAGGAAAAGACUUAAAAUGAACUAAGAGAACAUAUUCAAAGCUAGUUUCUGGUAGACACAAAGGAGCACACCUUAACUGCGAAAACUCACUUAAAAGAGCUAUACUUAAGUAGUGUUUUUUUUUCUUCGCGUUUUAGAACAAAUUUCUGUUCUGUACAAAUCUCUCUACUUCGAAACGAAACGAAAAACCCUGUAAAUCUAUAUUGUUUCCAUCACACACACUCUGUAAAAUAGGUCGCUUUCAAUCCCACCUUUCUCAACCGAAAUGCACACCGAAACGAUUGAAUAUUAUAAUUAGAAUAUAUUAUUAAACAAAGAUAUUUCACAAAACAACAAAAAAAAACACUCACACGCAAAAACAAUGCUUUCAAAAAGCUGUCUUAACUGUCUCUGUAUUAAAAAUUGGAGUUUGAUAUAUAUUAUUACUAUUAAAACUAUUAUUAACUAUUGAUUAUAAUUAGUAAUUUAUAUACAAUACAAAAAGCAACAGAGGAGCAAACUGCGAUUCGAGAAUGACAAAUGGAAAAAUGAUAUAAACCAAAAGUAUCUCACAUUGAUAUUCAGAACACGGACACUAAUAGGAGUUAGACUAAGGAAUGUAAGGAAUGCUUUUGGAGAUGAUGCGCGAGGAAACGAACGAAUUGUACAUUUUUUUGUUCUUCUGUUAGUCAAUCCAAAACACAAGCAAACGGAAUUCAUCGGGAAUUAUCGGCACAAACAUACAAACACACACACGCGCGCGCGAGAAUCAAAAAAUUGCUCACACAUGGAUUUGACACACGCAACUCAUACUCAUACGGAAAGCGUCAAUUGUUACUCAUAUUAUCGGGAGGGUUGUUAUUGCGAAACAAUUUCUCUCCCCAUUCGGAAUGCAGAUUAGUAUUCUCCACGGUUAAACCAGUGGCGAAAAACUUUAUAGAACCCAUAUGGAAACGGCAAAAAAAUCAGUUGCAAUAUUUGAUAUAAUCAUCAACCAGGGAGAGAAAGAGCAUGUCAGGAAAAAAAAUGAGAACAACAAAAACUUAUGUCUUAUGGAAUUAAUUCUCAAUUCGCUGUAAAUAGCUGCAAAAACCAAUGGGCAGCUGGAAUA